Molecule: messenger RNA, 1716 nt
Organism: Esox lucius (northern pike)
Lineage: Eukaryota; Metazoa; Chordata; Actinopteri; Esociformes; Esocidae
Gene: nkiras2
Product: NFKB inhibitor interacting Ras-like 2
Exons: 5
Coding region: 218-796 (192 amino acids)
Biological process (GO): canonical NF-kappaB signal transduction
Molecular function (GO): GTPase activity; GTP binding
Source: RefSeq, a predicted model, not a curated record
GACACUCGGCCCUCCGUGGAACCGGUUUGACACCUGUGCAAUACAGGAAGAGCGCUACUGCUAUUGCCUUUUUUGGCAAUAGCAAAACGUUAAGUUUCAAUUUGAAGAAUUGAGAGGUCGCAUUAUCAUCACGCCGCUGUCUCCCGGGAAGGCAAGACGUUACGUAAGCAUUAUAAACAGGAAGUAUUUGGGAUUUGCCGGCAAGAGCCCGAUCAUCAUGGGUAAGAGUUGUAAAGUAGUAGUGUGUGGUCUGGCAGCUGUCGGCAAGACUGCUGUUCUGGAGCAAUUGCUGUAUGCCAAUCAUAUUGCAGGCUCAGAACCCAUGGAGACCCUGGAAGACAUUUACAUUGGCUCCAUAGAAACGGAGCGUGGUACUCGAGAGCAGGUGCGUUUCUAUGACACCAGGGGACUCCGCGAUGGUCUGGAAUUCCCCAGGCAUUACUACACCUUUGCAGAUGGCUUUGUGCUGGUCUACAGCAUUGACAGUAAGGAGUCCUUCAAACGCAUGGAGGCUCUCAAGAAGGACAUUGACCGUUACCGUGACAAGAAAGAGGUGACCAUAGUGGUGUUGGGCAACAAGCUGGACAUGCAGGACCAGAGGAGGGUGGACUCGGAGGCGGCCCAACACUGGGCCAAAACAGAGAAGGUGCGUCUGUGGGAGGUGUCGGUGGCCGACCGGCGGACUCUCAUUGAGCCCUUCGUCCACCUGGCCAGCAAGAUGACCCAGCCCCAGAGCAAGUCUUCUUUCCCUCUUAGUCGUAACAAGAACAAGGGGAGUGGCUCUCUAGAUAGCUGAGUGAGCAGGGAGCAUAGGAAUAAGGAAGGACAUCAUUUGGGGGGGAAGGGGGGGGGUAAAAGUAGGCUGACAGGGAUGUACACUGACUGACUCAGAAACAAUGUCUUCGUGGAUAAUUUGACUGAUAUUCUUGACUGAUCUUUGACAACAAGGACAUCAAAAGAAACAUAAGCUCGUAAUCAGAAGGUUUUGAAUUACGGAGGAUAUAUAAGGGAUUAUGUUACUGUAAAAGGAGAUUUGUUACACUCCUAGCAUGCCAUCCACUUUGGCAAUUUUUUUAGCAUGGGCAAUUUCCCCCAUGCUAAAAUAAUUUGGUCUGAGCGAGAGGCUCUUUCCCUGUCUGUUACCUUUUGAGGAGAUCAUAACCACAGCCUUAGCAUGCUAGCCUAGCAUGUCACAAAUUAAUUUGUCCAUGAAGACUCUUUACCUCAGUUUAAAGGUCUUUGUUACUCUACCUUGGUUGGAUGAAAUUCAACUCUAUUAACAUUUCUGAUUAUGUAAUCGACGAAAGCAAUUUUAUGCUGUAUCAGGAUCAGUAGUUAUUGUACAACAUUUCAUGUGUGUAUCACUGCCAAAUUCAAAAUGCCUUUACCUUUUUUUUGUGUGGCUUUGUCUAAUGGAUAUAUAACACCAAACAAAAACUAGGCCAAGGCAUGGAAUGGUGUCCACAGAUCUUUAUAUUUGUUUGUUUUGACUUGCAACAAAUUAUGUUUUUUUGCAUCUGCAUCUUUAGGUCUGUAUUGUUUAGAUGCACAUUGUUUUCUAGAUACAAUUUGUAUGUUCUGAUGGAAUAUACAGUACCAUGUUUAUCUUAAAAUGUGGAGACUGGAUAAUGAUUUUCAUGUUUUCUGAAAACAAAUUAAGAUUCAAUCUACAUCUGUUUUGAGUGUGCUGUGUAGUUAUUUUUAUGUGUGUGGUAU